AUGGCGACCGAGGGGCACGUAGACGAGGCGCUCCAAAGUUUGGGUUCACUUUCGCUCGACUCGAAGUUGGACGGUUCCGAAGGUGAGGUACGAGGAGAGGCGUCAGCGACGGACCUUGUCGAGGCCCUGCAGCGCGCAAAGGCAAAGGGGGGCAAGAAGACUUUGGUACGCAGCACCGAUCACUGCGUCAGCCUGGAUGCCGGCCCUUCUGCUUCGGCCAUCGUUGCGGAAGUGGAAGACGAUGGACAGAUCGACGGCGGAGAUGCGGUAGAGGGGCUGCCGAAGGUCAAGGCGACGAAAGAAGGCCAAAGAGUGCUCACCUCGUGGAAGACAGUCGAGUUUGCCUAUCGCAAAACCACAAGGGUCGGUCUGAGCGAGGACGAUGAACUGCCUACCCUGGCGAGAGGUCUCUUUACCACCAAAGAAGACUCAGCAGACACCAAGCACAGGAUAGUUGUCCGUGGCUAUGACAAAUUCUUCAAUGAGGGCGAGAUGCCAUGGACAAAGCCCGAUGCAAUCAGAGAGUUCAGCGCACCUCCUUAUGCCCUUACGUUCAAGGAGAAUGGCUGCAUCAUCUUCGUCUCUUCGCUGUCUCCCAAGCAGCUGAUCGUCACAUCAAAGCACUCACUCGGUGGCCGAGAGGAUGUCGUGAUAUCGCACGCCCAAAAAGGCGAAGAGUGGCUGGAAAAUCACCUGAAGUCUGUGGGAAAGACAAAGGGAGACCUUGCCAAGGAGCUUUGGGCUCGGAACGAGACGGCCGUGGCAGAGUUGUGCGAUGACGAUUUUGAGGAGCACGUCUUGGCCUAUCCUCCAGAACGGCGCGGGCUACACCUGCACGGACUCAAUGCCAACACGGUGCACUUCAAGACGAGAUCGAUGGCCGACGUCGAUGACUUUGCUCGUCAGUGGGGUUUCAUUCCCACGCGAUGGCUCGAAAUGAAGAGUCUCGACGAUGUUGACAAGUUCACGAGCAAGGUUGCAGAGACUGGAAGCUGGCAAGGAACUGCUAUCGAAGGCUUUGUUGUCCGUACUUCCAUGCCCAAACACGCCGACGGGGAGGUGAAGAGGAAUUCCAAGGCGGUCGCGCCCCCUUACUCGCCCAGUCAAGCUUGGUUCUACAAGGUCAAAUUUGACGAGCCCUACCUGAUGUACCGUGACUGGCGGGAACUGACAAAAAGGAUGCUCACCGACAAGAAACGGUGGGAGAAGGAGGCGGACAACAUGAUGCCGAUGCCAGAGGAACCGACAGCACCUGUUGCUCAGGACGAUGGCAAGCACGGAGAGACAACGAGUAAGAAUGCGAAGAAGAGGGAGGCCAAGAAACGGCUUGUGGAGCAGCAAGCAGCCAGCAAGAACGCGGCGAAAGCUGGCUUGUCGUUCCCAGAGGUACCCCAAACGAGAAGCAAGCGACCAGAGACGAAGCUCUUUGUUCAAUGGUGCCACGAGAAGAUGUACGGUGACAAGGCGGAACCUCGGCUCUUCGAGAGCUUCAACGAGAACAAGGGCAUCAUCGCACUGCGGGACCGAUUCAUCAAGUACAUGAAUACCGACGAAGGGCGACGCAAAUUAGAUGAAGUGAGCGGAGGCAGAAAGAAGAACAGCGUGGUCGCAGCAUUCUCCAAACAAGACAGCAAAGAUCAAGCGCCGUCUUCUUUUGACAAGACUCUCCUCGUUCCUAUGGCAGUCCCAGGUUGCGGGAAAACGGUUCUAGCCAUCGCCCUCCGGCACUUAUUUGGUAUCGGGCAUACCCAAUCCGACGAUGUUCAGACCAAGAAAACGGCGCCUACAUUUCUGAAGAACAUCAACGCAGAGCUGCAGAAGCACGACGUCGUCUUCGCCGAUCGCAACAACCAUCUCUUCAAGCAUCGAGACGAGAUUGUCAAGUCGGUCCUGGAUUGGCAGCAGAAAAACAAACAUCAUGUCCGCCUCGUCGCCCUUGCUUGGUCCCUCGAUGCCCUUCCUCUUAAUGCCAUUCAUCGGAUCUGCUCGGAUCGCCUAGUGGUACGCGGCGACAACCAUCAGUCACUGCGGGUCGAGAAGGGCAGCAAGACGCGCGAUCACGAGAAAAUUCUCUGGCAAUUCCUCGAAAAUGUUCAAGCAUACGGAAGUGCCGAGAAGGGUGCAGGAGACGAGGGCCACGGCGACGAAGCCUUCAAUGAGACUAUUCGGAUGGACGUGAACGCAUCUAUGGAAGGCAACGUCAGAAAGGCCGCGCGAGAAAUUUCAGGCCUAAUUGGAAGAACGCUCCCGUCCGACGAUCAAAUCACGGAAGCUCUGAAUAAGGCGCUAGGACACAAGGUCACCUUCAGAAAAGACAUCAAGGUCUCCAACAAGGCCAAAACUAUCCGAUACUAUGGCAUUGCCGUCGAGAUCGAUGUCACGGAUGCCUUGGCGCCCUUUGUGGAGGGUUCCGCUGAAGCGAAAGAGGCUCUUUCACGGCUGGGGGCGCUUCAUCGGCUCAUUGAGCGACCGCACGUCACGCUGGUUCACAACACUUCUCUGCAGCGCGAAGGUGAAGAGGGCAGAGCCGCAAAGGCUCGUUGGGAUCUAUACGAGGAGCUCUGCAGCCAAGAAACGCCAGUCGAUUUCGAGCUGCAGAUUGAUUGCCUGGCUUGGGAUGACAAGGCAGUGGCCAUGGGCGUGUGCGGUGCGCUUCCUGUCCACGGCAACCUGAAAAAAGCAGUCUUCGAUUCUGUGCAGGCCAAGAAUGGAGGCUGGAGGCCGCAUAUUACCAUUGGCACUUUCCAUGAGGACAUACGACCCUUCGAGGCCAAUCGUGUUCUUUGCGAUGCAGAUGGUGGGAAGGACACAGUCAAGAAGGUUGCAUUCGAUCGAGGAGGCUUGACCGUCAGAGGACGCCUGAUGGGUCUCAAUUAGCGACCGGAACGCUCUCGUGCCGACAUAGAUAGGAAGGCGUUAAGGGGCUUCAGCCGCAGGCAAAAGGGGCAUACCUUUUGGCAAUGAAAACAACAUCACUGUACAAUAUCAUAGUAGUAGCAAUCAGGUCGUACCACAUCAAUGUUAGCUACCAUCAAACAAUCCCUCAUCCAAAGAGAAACCCUUCCUUUCUAGCCUG
This is a messenger RNA of Acaromyces ingoldii, 3076 nucleotides long. RefSeq lists its product as hypothetical. Gene Ontology annotation, biological process: tRNA splicing, via endonucleolytic cleavage and ligation. Gene Ontology annotation, molecular function: RNA ligase (ATP) activity; ATP binding. Gene Ontology annotation, cellular component: nuclear inner membrane. NCBI's taxonomy places the organism in Eukaryota, Fungi, Basidiomycota, Exobasidiomycetes, Exobasidiales, Cryptobasidiaceae. Bases 1 to 2877 code for a protein of 958 amino acids. The transcript is spliced from 3 exons. The record is from RefSeq and is a predicted model, not a curated record.